AUGCAUGCACAGUUGGAGGAACAAGAAAACAAAGAAGAAAGGUGGCAGUGGGUGUGGUGUGCGGUGACAGCACGGGAUAGAAGAAAGAACCCUGUGCAUGCAGGCUCGAGAAUCUGUGCAGCUAGCAAACGCCAACUAAUAAAACAAUGCUCAGGUUCCCACAAUUUCAUGAGAUUUGCUGUGAUUUACACGUUGGUGCGCCAAAUAAAUUGCCCUGAUGUUAAGCGAUCAUGGAAUCGGAAAAUCUACAACUUUUCUGAUACAUUCAAAGGAAUGGCAGUUGGAAAUUGGCAAGAGAAUCUUUCUGUGAGUUUCCCGGUGAUUAAGUUCGUGCGAUCAAAGAACUGGUCUAAGACGAAAAACCUCACGUGCAUAGGGCUGUAG
This is a messenger RNA of Sphenostylis stenocarpa, 384 nucleotides long. Lineage: Eukaryota; Viridiplantae; Streptophyta; Magnoliopsida; Fabales; Fabaceae. The record is from the annotation of a GenBank genome assembly.